AUGGCACUCGGUCGCAAGUUCAAGCUGAAUACUGGUCACGAGAUUCCAGCUGUCGGACUGGGAACAUGGCAAUCGAAACCAAACGAGGUCCAAGAAGCAGUUUCCGCAGCGUUGAAACACGGCUACCGUCAUAUCGACGCUGCCUCUGUAUACGGCAAUGAACGCGAAGUCGGAGCCGGUAUUAAGGCAUCAGGUGUACCGCGCGAAGAGUUCUUCCUCACUAGCAAACUCUGGAAUACGGAUCACGACCCCGAGAAUGUCGAGGCUGCCGUGGAUCGGUCCCUCAGGGACCUCCAGACGGACUACCUUGACCUCUACCUUAUCCACUGGCCCGUUGCCUUCCGCCAUUCAACCACCACGAUACAGCCCGUCGACGAAAAGACAGGUUUGAUUGACGUUAUCGAUGUGCCAAUCAAGGAUACAUGGGCUGCUAUGGAGGCUUUGGUAGCCAAGGGUAAAGUGCGAUCAAUCGGGGUCAGCAACUUUACACGGGAGAAAAUUGAGGAGCUACUGAAGACGGCAGAAAUUCCACCAGCCGUGAACCAGAUUGAAGCGCAUCCUUACCUUCAGCAAAGAGAUCUGCUAGAGUGGUCAAAGGAGAAGGGAAUUGUAGUGACGGGGUACUCGCCCCUAGGAAACAACAUCUACAACAUCCCGAGAGCCGUCGACGACCCCCUCGUGAUUGAAACAGCAAAAACCUUGAACAAAACCCCAGCCCAAGUCCUAAUCAGCUGGGCCGUUCAGCGCGGAACGGUCGUUCUCCCCAAAUCCGUGACCCCGGCGAGGAUCCAGAGCAAUUUUGAAGGUGUGCACCUCCGCCUGUCCCACUUGAUAUUUCUCGCCAUCGACUUGGUUUAUGCUGAUUAUAUGUUUCAGAUUUUGUCCUCCCGGAAGACGCAUUUCAAGCUAUACAGUCGUUAGAGCGACAUCAGCGGAUGAACUUCCCUGCACGUCUUGGGGUUGAUAUUUUUGGAGAGGUUGGGGAGGAAAGUGCGGAAAGGAGUGCUCGUGAGUGGGCAGAGCAGCAAAAGAAGUUGCAGAGUCAGAAGUGAGAGGUAUUUGGGUGCGCGUUGUUAGGGAGAGGGUGAAUAGAAAUAGAAUAAAUUCGAAGCAGAAGCCCGAUUUAUGUCCAAUUGUUACAGUACAGAUAUGAUACCGGAAGGCGUCGGGGUAUAUUUUGGUGGGAGUGACUAGUUCACCAUGUAUCAGGGAUUAGGAAUUAUGUAUGAUGAUGAUGAUGAUGAUGAUG
Molecule: messenger RNA, 1249 nt
Organism: Aspergillus calidoustus
Lineage: Eukaryota; Fungi; Ascomycota; Eurotiomycetes; Eurotiales; Aspergillaceae
Source: the annotation of a GenBank genome assembly